AUGAAUGUCGACAAACUGAGCUCAGAGCUUAGUGCUCUCUUGUUACGGCACUUCCAAGUUGUCUCAAUACAUUCCCAGCGUCAAGAUCAAUGGUACAAGCGGUCAUACCAAUCAUUCACCUCCCAAUACGGCGAUCGCGAACCAUUAAUCCUUGUUCCCCGAGAUUCCAAGGAGGAAUGGGUUCCUCACGUGCGACAAUUUGCGACUUCACUUGGCAAACAGCUAAAGAAAUCCGGGAAUAAACAAAAGUCUACCAACACCAUUCCAGAAUCUAAGCUAUUUUUAGAAAACGUCCUCGAUGAAGCAACUACACGACCACUUUGUCUGGCUAUCACUGACUCGAAACCCUUAUCACCAGACAUGAUGCAAAUGUCUUGGUGGAUCACCAGGGUUCAACAUCCCGAUGAUAAAGCACGUCGCCGAAAAGGCAUCAUUGCACUCAUUGCUUGCGGACAAGGGGACUCGUUAGCCCGUCUAGCAAAAUGGCCCAAAACACACCCAAACCAGAUUAACCAUUUGAGACCCUAUCAAUGGGGGAUGCUCAACAAUGGAUGGCAGGCUACUCCUGACAAGAUUAUUAUUCUCAUGUUGUUGAUUGGUAUCACGGGCACUUUCACAGAAGACUUGGUUGCAAACGACGGCUAUAAAUACUGGGCACCUGUGGCAUUCCUCAGUGGUAGAUCACCAUUGAGGGGUUACAUCGAAGCCUUGGGUGGCAGAAUACCUAGCACCGAGGCUGAAAGGAGAAAGGAGAUGACACAUUGCAUCGAGGCGUUGCGUGCAGCCCAAUCUUGGGCAUCGAGCAAUGACUCUCCUAUCAACUGGGAAGAAACAAUCAUGGACAUGUUCCUAUACAUGUUAGGCUUUGAGUCUUGGAAUCAAGGUCGAGAGGGUGAGGGGUAUCUGGCCUGCGAUUUGAACAAGAGAAAGACUGCAAAAUCAUUUCAAGGGGUGAGCCAUGACGAUGAAGAGGAGGAUUCAUUGACAGAGGAUGACGAAGAAAACCCCAAGAAGCCGGUAGACCCGCUUAAGUUGAGGAAUCCCAAGCAGAAAGUUGUACCGGAGCCUAGUGAGGAGGAACAACAAGAGAUGGACAAGCUCGCCGUGUUGGAAUCGGCGGAAGCAGAGUACGGACGAAAACGAAGUGACAAAUACAAAGGCAAGAGGAAAUAA
Molecule: messenger RNA, 1173 nt
Organism: Fusarium poae
Lineage: Eukaryota; Fungi; Ascomycota; Sordariomycetes; Hypocreales; Nectriaceae
Exons: 1
Coding region: 1-1173 (390 amino acids)
Source: RefSeq, a predicted model, not a curated record